AUUGAAAUUGACCUAAAACUUCUUUUCCAUUCUUUUUUAAGAGUACACCAAAUUAAUACUGACUUUAACAUUAGAGUGUAUACCUCGAGGACUAACCUCGAGGCUUUGUAGCCGAAUUAAGUCUUUUGGAAAACCCCUAGAUGGGUCAGAAAAGAAAAAUGGCGCAGAGGAAAAAGAAUAGCAACAGUGACAGCGAUGAAGAUGAAACCUUUUACUAUCGCUACUCCUCCGUCUCAGCCCCACCGUCUUCGUCGACCGGCGCCAAUAGUGGACCCCAAGGCAACGGCAAAACCAAGGGCUCAGGAGGGCUUGCGCCUUCUAAGUCGACCCUCUACGUUUCCAAUAUCGACUACGCCCUCACUAAUUCCGAUCUCCAUACCCUCUUCUCUACCUUCGGCAAAAUUGCCCGUGUUACCAUUCUCAAGGACCGCUCCACCCGCCAGUCUCGCGGUGUCGCCUUUAUUCAGUUCGUAUCACGUGAGGAUGCGCUAGCAGCAGUGCGUAUGAUGCACGGGAAGGUCCUAAAUGGUCGGACUCUAUCCGCCUCAAUCGCUGUGGACAACGGUCGGGCUCCAGAAUUUAUUCGAAAAAGGGUCUACAGGGACAAGUCGAGGUGUUAUGAGUGCGGGGAUUCUGGACACUUGUCGUAUGAGUGCCCUAAGAACCAGCUGGGGCCGAGGGAGAGGCCGGUACCCAAACGGGAGCGUAGAGGUGGGGCUGGAACUGGAAGGAGGGUGGACAGUGGAGAUUGCGGAGAUGAUGGAUCGGAUGUUGGGGAGGCGUUCGAGGAUGAUAAUUGGGCAUCGGUGGUGGACGGUGGAGCAGAAGAGAGGUUAUUGAAAAGAGGGACGGUGGAGGAGAAUAAGGAGGAUACGAAGAAACGGAAAACUAGUUACUUUAGUGAUGAGAGUGACGAGGAGGACUGAUCUCAGGCGUAGGCAGGGGUUGCUCACUAUGGGGCAGCUUCAAGUGGAGUAAUUUCACUUUGAGCCUUUGAGGAUUUUCAUCAAAAGGGAUCCAUGAAUCAAAUGACUUGCUUGGAGAUUCAAAUGGAUUCAUUGUGUAUACUGAUUCAACGCCGUCUCCACAAACAAGUAGAACAUAUAUGUACGUGUGUGUGUGUAUCCUGUUUGUGUCUCUAUAGCUGCUAGCCUUUUCUUGGCCUUUUUUUAACUCGCUUAUAGGAACUUUUAAGUGUUAAAAAACAACUCUCUGUUUUUUUUCAACGAGUUCCAUAAAAUAUCAACGCAAAG
Molecule: messenger RNA, 1253 nt
Organism: Rubroshorea leprosula
Lineage: Eukaryota; Viridiplantae; Streptophyta; Magnoliopsida; Malvales; Dipterocarpaceae
Source: the annotation of a GenBank genome assembly